AUGAACGACAUUGAACUUGAACUCAAUAAUAUUAUACAAAGGGCUACACAAUUGUUUCAAACUAUCCAGACUGGUGCUGUAGGACCGGAUAGAGUUUCUCUACCUAUGACAACUCCAGUAUCACUAAGUCAUGCUUCAAUAACAAGUCCUAAUCAUCCUCUCAACUUGGGUGGGUCAAAAAUCCAGAAAAGACCUAUGCCAACACAAUAUACUAUUCCUAAUAAUUUGAAUACUUACGGUGGUGCAUACAAUAGUUAUCCAUAUAGAGGUAUGGCGAACAUGAACAUGGGUGCAUUCAAUCCUUAUAGUGCAUAUGGGCAACCAAUUCAAUUCCAUAAUCCGAUUGUAAUUGCAGCAGCUGAAAAUUCUCGUCCUGCUUUUGAAUCAAUACAGUCUGUUGUUCAAUCAUUUAACUCGGUCAGUAUGCUGUUAGAGUCUACAUUCACCGCAAUGCAGAUCUCUUUUCAAGCGUUAUUAGGUGUAGCUGAGAAUUUUACUCGUCUAAGAACGUUUAUGAUGAAAUUGUAUUCAACUAUUGUGUCAUUCAAAUUAGCUCGUUGGUUUUUAACUAAACUUUUUUAUCUAUUAAAAAUGGUGAGAGGAGAUAGAGGAUCGAAUACCGAAGAUGACCUGUGGACAGCUUUAUCAUCUGCAGAUAAUAACAAAGAAAUGAUUUCCUCUGAUGGACGAUCUUGGCCAUUAGUAAUUUUUACUGGACUUCUAGUUACCACACCAUAUCUUGUAUACAAAUUACUCAAUUCAGUAACACCAGAAUCUGUCCCUAGUGUCAAUAACACUCUACCUUCAAACAUGAACAUUGAUACUGCACAGUGUGAUUUAGAUCCAAAAACUAUUCCGUUAGUGAAAGGAAAGUCUUUUUUGACAUCUCAAGAAAAUAUAGCAUUAGCCAGAGAAGCUGGAUGGCUUCUUGUCGAUAACUUUGAUAGGAAACAAGGAUGUGUACCUUUAGUUGCUGUUAAGGCACGAAAAACUAAAAAUCGCUCAUAUGAUGCUCUGAUACAAGAUAUACCCAAUGUGAGUUCUUAUCCUGAACCAUCAAAUUCAAUCCAUCAACAAAAGCAACCAAAACCACCAACUCCAGUCACUGAUGUACAUGGUGACCCAAUAGCUUUGCCUCAUCCAUUGAUAGAUUGUGAUAAAUCCAACAUUAAUAAUAAGUGA
Messenger RNA from Acyrthosiphon pisum (pea aphid), 1182 nucleotides. Its product is annotated as peroxisomal membrane protein PEX13-like. NCBI's taxonomy places the organism in Eukaryota, Metazoa, Arthropoda, Insecta, Hemiptera, Aphididae. The record is from RefSeq and is a predicted model, not a curated record. Gene Ontology annotation, biological process: protein import into peroxisome matrix, docking. Bases 1 to 1182 code for a protein of 393 amino acids. The transcript has 5 exons. Gene Ontology annotation, cellular component: peroxisomal importomer complex; peroxisome; peroxisomal membrane.